UUUCUAUUACGGACCCAAAACAAACUCGCUUUUUUCCCGCAAUCCAAUAUAUCCAAUAUUCAGUAUUCAACAAGCGGUACUUAACAUUGGAAAUGUCCUGAACACCAAAAAGAACGCCGUCAAAAGUGCAUGGGUAUCAGGUUUCUCAUCACAUCUAGGCCCGGCUCGACUCUUUAAUCACUCCCUCCAACAGCUCACGGAUCUGGUUACACCCAUCAAUUCCCACGGCCAACAUCGUCUCGAUAUACGAGUAGUGCAGUUUCGAAUCCAUAGUCAAUACGGCCACCUUCAUAUCGCUCUCCUCCUCGUCCAUGUUGUUUUCUCCCACGGGUACCGAGGUGGUAGUGCCAACGGUCAAAACGGGCAGCUCUUGCUCUUCAGGAAGCGACAAAUCGAGGAGCGGGUCGAGUUCAUCAUUUCGAGGAUCCCGCGGCGUGGAGGCGCUGCCACUCAUACCAGCUGUGCAGCUAGUGAGCAGACCGGGCAUUGGGACACCGGCGUCCACAAGGGCCAAUGUGCAGGCAUUGAUCGCAGCAGAAAAGGUAUGUGUGGAGGUGCGAUUGGAAGGCCGAGCGUAGGGUUGUUGCGAUUCGCGAAGAUUGUCUGUUCCCCAGAAUGUUAGCAUUCAUUAGAUCUUAUACCUAUAGCCCGUACACAUGAAAGCCAAAAGGUUUCCAAUGAUUGGAAGCUAAUCCAGCCACUUACUUGUCACUUCCUCCCGCCCUCCGCUUACGAUCCACGCCAGCAAACCCGGCAACGUUCACGUCCACCUCGACGAUGGCACCUGCGCUGCCACCGGAACCACUGGCCUCACCACGACGACCUUCAGCAGGGCCAUGGACGGAACACAUGAUCGCAGUAUUGCCCAUAGACAGGUAUGAGGAGCCGGAACUGGCGGGGUUGGUCGAGAUCUGCGCUUGAAUAAGACGCAGCUCGUUCCAGCGGCGACCGUCAAGGCGCAGCUUGGUCAAAGGAUACGUCGUGGAGGUAUCGAGCGGCAUUCUGGCGGAAUGGAUUCGGCAGGGAUGUGACAGUUAUUAAAAAGCGAGGGCAGGCCUCAGAAAGCAAGCUCGUCAGGUGCUCGGUCCGCAAGAGUCUAGGUGGGAUGCAAAUUAGUUCUCAAAGAUCACCCAAGAAGAUCAAAAAUCAGAUAAACCCCAAUUGAGAGCGGGUUGAGUGUGUAUAAGGGUGUAGAGUAGUGGAGUUCUGCGGAGAGGAGUUUGGCCAGACAGCUUUUUUUCUCGGCGAUCGGGAAUGACAUACUUUCUCCGCCUUUGGAGCCUGCACCUGCUCACCGCGCGCAUUCACCACCUUCCCCAGCGACACUGAUCGGCUAUGCAGGGGAUAUGGGCGAUCUCACUACUGAGGUCGAUGUCAUCCACAUUGAAUCAGAUGAUGAUGACCUGGAGGUGACAGGUUAUCUGGGUGCAGGUACCAGUUACAAUAGAACACCAACCACCUUGAAACACGAAGAGCCUACGGAUGCCCCUAGCCCUAGGCUAACCCGUUCAGCUCCGAAAUCUGAAGCCUUCGACACGCCGUCUCGCCUAUCAUCGAGCACGCCGGUCAAAAUCCAAGACGAGAACGACGAUGACUUCAACGAUGGCGAAGCAGCAUACAAAAAGUUCAAAGAGCGCAAGUCCGUCAAGCGCAGACAGAGUGCGGCUGCAACUAGGAGGGCAAAGGCUCCCAAGAAAGAACACCGAGACCAGAAAAUGGUCGGUAUCAUCAAGCCAGAACGUGCACCAGCGAGGCCCAAGAGGCCAUUGAAGGAUUACGGCGAGGUCUCGUCAGAGGAUGAGCUGAUGGAGUACACUCUUCCAGACUAUCUGAAGAAUCGAAGGGCUCACUUCGAUCGGGAUCAACAAAACCUCAAUGAGCACGGCCUAAAGCUGCCUCCUUCCUACGACGAGGUUGACUUUUCCGAUGACGAGCGCCUGGAAUAUCUGCAAGAGAAGCCAUCAUUCCCUGACAGUAAGCCAGUCAGAGAAUACAAGGAUAUAACGUUGCAAUAUUCACUGGGUCUGAUUCCCGCGCCAAUUGCACAAUGGCUACGCUCGUAUCAAGUUGAAGGGGUCGCCUUCAUGCACGAAUUGUUCGUCUACCAGAAGGGAGGUAUCCUCGGCGAUGACAUGGGUCUGGGCAAGACCAUUCAAGUGAUUGCAUUUCUGACAGCCGCUUAUGGCAAAACUGGCGACGAGCGGGAUUCGAAACGAAUGCGCAAGAUGAGAAGAUCGGGUGACAACACAUGGUAUCCGCGCACGCUGAUUAUCUGCCCUGGAACUCUGAUUUCCAAUUGGAUAUCCGAGCUUCAGCGGUGGGGGUGGUGGCAUGUCGAUGUCUAUCAUGGCAGCAACAAGGACAUUGCUCUUCACGCUGCGAAAUCAGGUCGUGUCGAGAUCUUAAUUACUACCUACACCACAUACGUGAAUAACAAGGAUUCCGUGAACAUGGUGGAUUGGGAUUGUGUGAUAGCAGAUGAAUGCCACAAGAUCAAGGAGCGCAAGUCCGAAACAACACAAGGGAUGAACGAGGUCAAUUCUCUCUGUCGAAUCGGCUUAACGGGCACGGCCAUUCAGAAUCGGUACGAGGAGCUAUGGACCCUUUUAAAUUGGACGAAUCCGGGCGUUGUUGGGCCGGUGACAACCUGGAAGGCGCAAAUCGCAGAACCGUUAAAGAUUGGACAAUCGCAUGAUGCCACAUUGAACCAACUCAGCAAGGCUCGAAGAACGGCAAAAAAGCUUGUCGAAAACCUGCUUCCGCAGUUCUUCCUCCGUCGCAUGAAGACUUUGAUCGCAGAUCAGUUACCCAAAAAAAGUGACAGAGUCGUCUUUUGCCCUUUGACCUGGACACAAGCAGAAGCCUACGAGAACUUUCUGGACAGCGAUAUUGUGACUACCAUCAGGUCUGCCACUGAAAAUUGUGAUUGUGGAUCAGGGAAGAAGAGAGGAUGGUGCUGUCAUAAACUGGUGCCUGGCACGGACAAGACGUGGCAGUCUUACGUCUUUCCGGCUAUCGCAGUCCUCCAGAAGCUUAGCAACCAUCUAGCUAUUUUGAUCCCGCAAGGAAACGACGCUAAUGAGAAACAAGAAAAAGAGAAGGAGAUGCUGCAAAUAGCCUUGCCUGAUCAAUGGGAAGAGCUGUAUCGUUCCCGCGACUCGAUUGUCAACUACGCAAACCCCGAGUUCUGUGGAAAGUGGAAAGUCCUGCGCAAGCUGCUUAGAUGGUGGCAUGCGAAUGGUGACAAGGUCCUUGUUUUCUCGCAUAGCGUACGCCUGCUGAAAAUGCUGCAAAUGCUAUUCAACCACACUAGCUACAAUGUGAGCUACCUGGAUGGAUCCAUGAAAUACGAAGACCGUGCCAAGGCCGUGGAUGAGUUUAACUCUGAUCCAAACCAAUUUGUCUUUCUCAUCUCCACCAAAGCUGGCGGGGUUGGAUUAAAUAUUACAUCGGCCAACAAGGUCGUCGUGGUUGAUCCGAACUGGAACCCGGCUUAUGAUCUUCAGGCACAGGACCGAGCCUACCGCAUCGGACAAAUUCGCGAUGUGGAAGUCUUCCGACUUGUUUCAGUCGGCACCAUCGAGGAGAUCGUCUACGCCCGUCAGAUCUACAAGCAGCAACAAGCCGAGAUCGGCUACACCGCCAGCUCCGAGCGACGCUACUUUAAAGGUGUGCAAGAAAAGGCCGAUCAGAAGGGCGAGAUCUUCGGUAUGCAGAAUCUCUUCGCCUACCAACAUGAUAACGUCGUACUCCGUGACAUUGUCAACAAGACCAACGUCGCCGAAAGCCGGGCCGGCGUUCAAGUCAUGGACUUUGAGGUCAAAGAAGACGACGAGACUGAAUUUACGGGCGAGAGAAGCGUUAAGGCUGAGGAUGAAGCAAUGAGCCAACUAGCCGCCAUGGUCCGCGGUGAGACUGAUGCCGAAGGCCCGAAGGCCGAGACCGCGCGCAGCCAUGACCCGAUCCAGGCCAUUCUCGCCGGGGCAGGUGUCGAAUACACUCAUCUCAAUAACGAAGUCAUCGGCUCAUCCCGCGUUGAAGAACGACUCAGCCGACGCGCAGAGCAAGUCAUCAAUGACCCUAAUGCAGAUAUUCAAAUCUUCGAACCCUCUCAGGACGUUGGUACUGGUGACGACCCUUUCGCAGAACCACUCCAUCAACACCCGUCACCGUCAGUGUUCCGGGGUCCCAAGGGGCAGAUCAUUCGGUUCAAGUAUAACCCGCCUGAGGAUGUGAAGCGCCGUCAGUUCUGCAGCAUGGCCCGACGGCUUGGGUAUGCCGAUGCGACGGAGUUUGCAAUUGUUGUGGAGAAUAUGACGCAGGCUCAACGGAGGGAGUGUUUAGAUAAGUGGUACCAGGAGCGAAGGAAUGUUGUUCUUUCACAGGAUGACAAGGCAGAAGUCAAGGGCGAGCAAUAAGAUUGCUUGAAGGCUCGCUUGUUUGUGUUGUUUUUUUUUUAUCUCUAUCAGUCGCUUCCUCGAUGGAAAGCUGGAGGGCUGGCGUUGUACGGAUGAUACCCAUAUGGAUUUGCUUUCACAGCUCUAAGAAAUGCCUCGUUCAGACACAAUGCAAUGUACUACCAAUUAACUCGUACAGUAUGGCUCGGACCAAGGUACAAAGAGCAUUACGUAGCACAGUUCUUCGAUUCGUAGUUCAAUAACCGAUCUAGCAUAAAUUGCACAAUCCCAGAACACAAAACCCAAGCAUCUGCAAACAGUGAAAGGGGGGUAUCAGAAAAACAGGACAGCGAGGAUGGUCAAGGCCUCUACAGCCAGGCCAGAGUCCACAAGGCCGGCAGAUUGGGAUGCUUCUCCUGCCACUCCGCCAGUAUCUCCGGAACACUCUCAUCAAAGCUCAAGCGAGCAGCACCAGACCCGUUCUCCCACCCGGCAGAACCAUGCAAUUUCCGCUGCGCGAGGGCAGACUCGUUCAAGCGGUUCGCCAAAUCCAGAAUGGCAUUUCCACCGACCAGGGCUUCCUCGUGGUUAUCCUUGAUAUCGACAUUGAAGACGUGAACGGGACGAUUCAAGUUAUUACCCUUAUUCAUCAGAUCGUCCACCACGGCAUCCCAGCAUCGCUCUUCACAAGUGAUAAUCACAUCGACAACGCCACCCUCCGUCCCCAGCGCGCCCUUAUCGCCCUUGGAAAUAUGCUCGAGACGCGGCUGCCCGGGAACCCAAUCCUGGAACCGCUCCGGGCCCCAUUUCAGAUUGCGGUUGCGGUCCAGCAUAUUCAGGAUUCCGUUGUUGCGGUAUAGUCGGGGGUCUUUUUCCUCCAGUUCCUCGUACAUCUGGUUGUAGGAGGUGACGUUGAAGCUGUACACGUUUGGUUGCGUGAUCGAUGGGCCCGGGAGACGGACUAGCGAGCCCGUGCCGAAGGAUAUCACGGGAAACGCGGUUGGUGCGGUGGAUAGUCGUAGGUGAGCCUCCAUGGAGCGGUUGUUGUUGGAGGCACAGACUGUGCAGAACUUGAGCUUCCAUGGGUCGGGGGGUUGCUCGGAAUUGUCUCCAGUGACGGCGACGGCGUCUGCCGUGGCCGUCUCCAUGGCCCCGUCGGUGGUGGAAGGCAUCUCUGAGAGUGCGGAUUCGGGUGGUGGGGGAG
Molecule: messenger RNA, 5601 nt
Organism: Penicillium brasilianum
Lineage: Eukaryota; Fungi; Ascomycota; Eurotiomycetes; Eurotiales; Aspergillaceae
Source: the annotation of a GenBank genome assembly